Cololabis saira (Pacific saury) is the source of this 1152-nucleotide messenger RNA. Its product is annotated as homeobox-containing protein 1-like. Gene Ontology annotation, molecular function: double-stranded telomeric DNA binding. NCBI's taxonomy places the organism in Eukaryota, Metazoa, Chordata, Actinopteri, Beloniformes, Belonidae. The record is from RefSeq and is a predicted model, not a curated record. The transcript has 6 exons. Gene Ontology annotation, cellular component: nucleus. Bases 18 to 659 code for a protein of 213 amino acids.
CAGGUGCCACUCUCAACAUGCGUCCAGCUCCGCUGCCCCUGGAGGAGAUGGAGUGGAGGCAAACCCCCCCGCCCCUCACCACCACUCCAGGAACCUUCCGGCUGCGUCGGGGAAGCCGCUUCACCUGGAGGAAAGAGUGCCUGGCGGUGAUGGAGAGCUACUUCAAUGACAACCAGUACCCGGACGAGGCCAAGAGGGAGGAGAUCGCCAACGCCUGCAAUGCUGUCAUCCAGAAACCAGGGAAGAAGCUGUCUGAUCUGGAGCGGGUCACCUCCCUGAAAGUUUACAACUGGUUCGCUAAUCGCCGCAAGGAGAUCAAGCGCCGGGCCAACAUUGAAGCCACAAUCCUGGAGAGCCACGGGAUCGACGUCCAGAGUCCGGGCGGUCACUCCAACAGCGACGACGUGGACGGCAACGACUUCUCCGAGCAGGCCUGUGACCUUCAGUACUUCGACAAGAGACCUCUCAGCCGACCGUUUGGCCUUUACCGCCUGGAGCCCACCUCACCCACACAGGACGACAACGCAGCACAGAGCGAGCACCAGGACCCCAUCUCUCUGGCCGUGGAGAUGGCCGCCGUCAACCACACCAUCCUGGCCCUGUCCAGAACCGGGGGCGUGGCCAACGACAUCAAGACGGAGUCCCUGGAGGACGAAUGAACUGCACAGGGACGGAGCGAGGGAACGUCGGGGGGGUAAAAAAAUAAAACAAAAGGAGACCAAAAUAAUGCUACUUAGUAAAACCUCCAGAAACUAUCUACCCCCCCCUCCCUCCUCCUUUCCCUUCCCACCUGAACUCCUCCUCCUCUCUCCUCCCCUCAGCGUAGUUGUUCUUCAAAAGGAUACCUCUUCUCUCCUCCUGUCCGACCUGGACGUCUGAGCCGAUCCUCAGUCUAUCUCACCUCAACGUCAACCUCAGAAACUAGCGUGUACUGUGUAUAUGAUGAUAUAUGGUUCUCACGGUCACCUCGCGGCGUGCUACCUGGCUACCUACCUACCCAUAGACAUAUAAACGUAAACGCCGCAUCGAGUGUUCUUGCCCGCUGCUGCGAUACGUCAACAUCGCCGCCAUAUUGGAUGUAGCGAGACUGCGCUGCAAACUAAUACAAGUAAAUUGACUUAUUUUCAUAAAGCGACUUUCUACAAAGAAAUG